Molecule: messenger RNA, 3841 nt
Organism: Histoplasma capsulatum G186AR
Lineage: Eukaryota; Fungi; Ascomycota; Eurotiomycetes; Onygenales; Ajellomycetaceae
Product: HEAT repeat protein
Exons: 5
Coding region: 1-3771 (1256 amino acids)
Biological process (GO): astral microtubule depolymerization; mitotic spindle assembly
Cellular component (GO): microtubule organizing center; spindle microtubule; mitotic spindle midzone
Molecular function (GO): microtubule binding
Source: RefSeq, a predicted model, not a curated record
AUGGAAGCUAGAGCCACUGAGGUUCUAGCUGCACUGAAAAACCCCAACCUCUCCAUCGAGGCGAAAACACAACAGCUCACAAAGCUCAAGUCGGAAAUAAAACAGAAAAAUGUACCUGAGGUCGCCAUUUCCACCGUGUUUGAGGCCGUCCGCUAUGCGCUUGCAUCACAACACUCGUCUCUUUCCGCAGGGGGGUUCUCUGCCUUAGGCCAUCUCCUCAAGCGACUUUCUCUCCAAGAUCUCCAUCAGGCUAUUGCAGCUCAAGGCCGCUCCACUUACCCACUACUCCUUGAGCGAUUAGGUGACCAUAAAGAACGGGUUCGCGCACAGGCUGCCCAAGCCUUCAGUGACUUUUGGCAAUCUGCCCCCGUUGAAGUUGAGCACCAUGUCCUGGAAAUUGCGUUGGUGGGGAAGAAUCCUCGAGCAAAAGAAACUAGUAUGACAUGGCUAGCGACUAUGACUCGUAACCGUGGGCUGCUCUUCCGGACAUACGUGCCAAGCCUUGUCGCCUGCCUCGAGGAUGCUGAUAGUGGAGUCAGGGAAACUGCAAAAGCGACCGUUAUCGAUUUAUUCCAAAAUGCCCCUCCUCGAGCACUAUCGGAUUUGAAGAAACAACUUCAAUCACAUAAUGUGAGAAAAUCGAUAACCAACUCAAUCCUGUCUAGCAUUGGCGUCGAUCAAGAUCUUUCCUCUUCCAUGCAAUCCCAGCCAAGAUCUGAUAUCUUGAGACCCGAGAGCAGUUUCUCAAGCCACCGAGAACCUCAACGUCCCAACUCUGUUCUAUCAACCCGAUCUAUUUCGAACGGCGAAGCAGCAAGUAAGGAAGCUAGCAUGGCAUCAGAUUCUAUCCAUGGUGAUCCCCCGAAACCUCCCCGAGGGGAUCCGCCGCGGAGAGAUGCAGUGUUAUCUCAUAGCGUCAGCGUCGAGUCUUUCCCCACUGUUGUUGGAAACGCCGAAAUUGUUGAAGUAGAAACUGUGGACCCGCUUUACCUCAAUUCUCAUCGAGAACUGGACGAAAUAUUUCGCGAAAUGCUGCCUUAUUUUGAAGGCAGGGAAUCGGAACAGAAUUGGAUCCUCCGUGAGAAAAGUAUUUUGAAAUUGCGACGGAUAACAAAGGGCAAUGCCCCAACUGAUUUCCAACAUAAUUAUUUGGUUGGUAUCAAAAGUGUACUUGACGGUAUUCUAAAAGCCGUCAAUUCGUUGCGGACUACACUCUCAGCGGCCGGUUGUAGCUUAAUUCAAGAUAUUGCCCGAGCAAAUGGCCCAGCCAUUGAUCCAAUGGUUGAAGUUCUCUUGCAGAAUAUGAUUAAGGUGUGCGCAAGUCUGAAAAAAAUUACCGCUCAAAACGGCAAUCUUACGGUGGAUGCUAUCAUCGGCAAUGUAUCCUACACGUCUAGAAUUGUGCAACAUCUUUGGCUUGCAUGUCAAGACAAAAAUGUUCAACCCAGGUUGUUUGUCACGGGUUGGAUACAAACUUUAAUCAUGAAGCACAGCGGGCAUAGAGGAUUGAUCGAACAUAGUGGGGGUGUUGAUGUCCUCGAGAAAUGUAUCAAAAAAGGACUGGGAGAUGCGAAUCCUGGAGUGAGAGAAAACAUGCGUUCAACUUUCUGGACUUUCGCGAGAAUGUGGGCUGAUAGAGCAGAAGGGAUCAUGUCCACAAUGGAUGCGAAGUCCAGGUCUCUUCUCGAAAGGGAUCCCGGAAAUCCAAAUCUUGAUGCUAAUUCCUUAAAUACCAACGGAAGACAGCGAACAGGCAUGGGGAAUAAUGGACCAGGUGGGGGCUCACGACUGACACUCAAGGAGACAAUCGCUGCUCAGAAAAAAGCUCGUUUGGCUGCAGCGAAAACAAUACCUGCUCGCCCGGAAUCUGCCCAGUCAUCAUUUCCAGAUUUGAAAUCAUCUAGAUCUUCCAUACACCGACAACCUGGAACAACCACUCGUACCGUUCCUACCGGGUCUCAUAUUUCGUCCCAAAAUACCUCUCUCUCCUCUGCACCAAUGCGGCCCUCAUCAAGACCCCGGCGGCCCGAGCUGAUGCGGCCUGCCACUGCCGACCCAUAUUCAUCUCGUAAUAGAUCUGUUCAUAGCUCAUCCCAGCAGAAAUUAUCAAGCCCCUCAGGAAGCCCCCAAAAACCUAGGAGUAAGACCACAACGUCAACUCCAGGAAGAAGCAAUCCAACGCCUCUCCGUCCUAAGUCGAGACUUGACACUAGUGCGCCUGUAAGCACUGCAAAACCAAAACCCAAGCGACUUGACAUUGCUGGGCUUAAACCUGGAGAAGCCCGUUUAAUGGCAGGUCCCGCUGGUAAACCAAAUUACGCAUCUUCUGUGGAUCCAAAACCGCUAGCUGCAAGCCCAGCUAGGUCAGAGGAAAAUCUACCUAUUGUUUUACUACAGGAUGACAAUAAGAAUACGGAAAUUAGUUCUACCAGCUUUGCUUCGGAUGCCGAAGUUUUUACUGAAAACAAAACCGAUCUUAUGACAGAACUCCCUACACCUGGAUCUUUGGUGAUGUCCCAUGGUACCCCUACAAGCCAUCGCCGUUUGAGCAGCAGUGACACCUCUGUUUCUCGCAUCCCAAUGUCACCACCUUUCCAACCAAAAGUCCAUUCAGAGGAAUGUUUGGCUGUGACGUCCAGCCCCAACAGAAACUGUUCCAACAAUAAUGAUAAUAUUGCGCCUAAGAAUGCUUCUGCUGGUCGAUUUUCUUUACCUAGCACUGAAGUUACCUAUUCCGGAGAAACCCUCAAGGUGUAUGAAGAUCCUCAGUCUCCAAAUGCGAAGGAAGAUGUUCCCCAUCCGGAACCACUUGGAAUCCCUCCGAGGUCUCCUAUUAAAGCCAAUCCGCUUGAAGAACUCCCAAUUAAUGAACCGGCGAACACGCCUAAUCGAAAAUACAAUGGUCAACAGGAGCCCUCAGGUUUCUCGCCUCCAACUAGCGUCGCUAUGCCUGCAAAUGAAAAUUUGCACCGGCGAUGGAAAAAAGUGGAGAUCUCAGAGAGGCGAAGAAGCCUAAGCCCUCGAUCCAAAGACCCAUCACGAGGGCGAGAUAUGAUUGAUAGGGGACUUAAUAAAAUUCGGACAGGGGCUAUCGAUGUGCAUGGAUACCGGAAGGUACAGAGUUUAAUCAAAUACCAUCAAUCAAUAUUUAAUGACGAAGCCAAGUAUGGUGAAACAUUAAUGGUGUUGUUAGACGCCCUCGAGGUGCCAGAUGCAGAUAAGAAAUCAGCAACCGGUCGACAACUGGAUCUGAAGACACAGGUAUUAGUGACUAUUCGUUUGUUGUUCUCGAUGAAUCGUGGCUAUUUUUCGAAGUACUAUGCCAGAGCCAUGACGGCAAUUAUUACGGCACGCAAACACUACGAACUUACCAACCAUAUCGUCAGCGGUCUCGAGGAAACGGCUGAGGAUAUCGUUCAAGCAUGUGAGCCUGCAGAUGUCAUCGAUGCAAUCUUGGGUCUUCUCGAGUUCGAAGAGAAGUCCCCUGACAGCCAUCGCAUGAUUGCCAUGGGUGGAUAUAUCCUCAGCGGGCUCCUACGCCGGCUUAACGAAAAGAACCUAUUCCUCAGUGAGCCGGAGUUGGAACGACUUGGCAACUUCGCAAAUCAGAGCCUCAAGGAUCCCCAACCAGACAUUCGCCGAGCUGUGAUGGAGUUCUGCCUGGAGCUUCACGAAAUGGUCAAGCCGGAAGAAGCCUUUUGGCGCAUGAUUAAGUCUGAAGAGCAUCGUCCGUUGCUGACAUAUUACAUCGUGAGAAAGCCUGGAAGAUGAUCUCGAAAUCAGAUACAGAUUUUUUUAAUUUGUUAACGGGACGAAACCCUUUUUUUUGGUUUCCUCUUGC